Seriola aureovittata is the source of this 4651-nucleotide messenger RNA. Its product is annotated as zinc finger protein 850-like. Gene Ontology annotation, biological process: regulation of transcription by RNA polymerase II. Lineage: Eukaryota; Metazoa; Chordata; Actinopteri; Carangiformes; Carangidae. Gene Ontology annotation, molecular function: RNA polymerase II cis-regulatory region sequence-specific DNA binding; DNA-binding transcription factor activity. The transcript has 13 exons. The record is from RefSeq and is a predicted model, not a curated record. Bases 66 to 3989 code for a protein of 1307 amino acids.
UGGCGCCGACUCUGCUGCCGUUUGUCUCCAACGGUUAAAGAGUCAGCAGUGAGUUUAAAGAUAAAAUGUCAGAGAACUCGAUGUUUUAUUUAGAAACUAAGUCCAUCAUGGAGACUGUCAUAAAGACAGCCGCUGAUGUUAUCGGAAAUUUAAAAGAAGAAAAUUCCACAAAGGAGCCAAAUAUGAGACGUAAGUCAGACAGCAUCAUGGAAAUGUUGGCACGGGAGGCAACAAGAAAGAUCAACGCCAUUUUCUCCCAAUUGUCAUCAGUGCUGCACAAUGAAAACAAGACUCUGAAGGACAAAGUGGGACAGGUGGAGAGCGAGUUGAAGACCAUGACUGAAAACUUUGAAAAUGCCAGAAUGUGGAGAGAAAAUGUCCUGAACGGCUGCCCCAUCCUGUUUGAGCAGAGUGGGUUGAUUUUCACCUUGAAGCCAUUUGGGAUGUUAAAAAGAAAAACAGAUGAAGUAUCAGAGGGAGUCACUGAUUCAUCGCCUGCUGCUGGGACACAGAGUGGACAUGAUGCAGAUGGCAGAGAAGCAAAAAAGGAGGUGAAUUCUGAAGCUGAGUCCUCACCGGGAACUAGACAAGACAGUGCAGAGGAUUGUACCACAACGAACAUGACAGAAUCCACAAAUACUGACGGCCAAAACACACAGGAAGCAGAGGUCAAGAGGAAAGGGAGGAUGUUUGUAUGUGAUGUCUGCAACAAAAGCUUCAGUCGUCACUUCCAUCUGAUGAAGCACAUGAACACUCACAAAGAACAGAGGCCUUUUGCCUGCAACCAGUGUCCGAGAAAAUUUAGGAACACAGCAACUUAUGAGUACCACCUGCUGCGCCACGAGGAGAAGAAGUACGCUACCUUCAAGUGCCAGCUCUGUGAGAAGACAUUCAAAACAAAAAUGCACCUGAAGACUCAUCAGCUCGUGCACACAGACACGAGGCCGUUCAUCUGCUCCAGCUGUGGGAAGGGUUUCAAAACUCAACACAACCUGCGGGCUCAUCAGGUCGUCCACACCACUGAAAAACCACACAAAUGCUCAGAGUGCGGUGAAAGUUUCAGGUACGCCUUCACCCUGAAGUGCCAUAAAAGCAUUCAUACCGGAGAACAUCCUUACAAAUGCACGGAGUGCGGCAAGGCUUUUGUGAAGAGGAGAUCGCUGAGGGCGCACCAGUCGGUCCACAGAGGGAAGAUGUUUACAUGUGAGACAUGCGGAGCAGGUUUCACCCUUCAACACAACCUGAAGAGACACAUUCGUAUUCACACUGGUGAAAAACCGUUCAAAUGUAAAGUCUGCGGGAAGAGUUUCAUUCAGGACAACAAGCUGAAAGCACACAUGCUCCUUCACGGUGCUUCCAAGUCGUUCAUGUGCGACAUGUGUGGAAAGACUUUUCUGUACAACUGCCAGCUGCAGAAACACCAGAAAGUAACUCACGAUGAAAGACAAGGGCAGGUCAUUAGAAGACGAAGUCGGGAGCGAGGUAACCGCAGAGUUAUCUAUCGGCGGGACAGAACGACAGUCGAUGUGACGCCUUUCAGCUGCAAGACCUGCCGCAAGGGCUUCGACACAGCGAGUUCACUGAAUAGACACGAGCUGAUCCACACAGGUCAGACACCAUACAACUGCCACACAUGUGGGAAGUCUUUUUUCUACAAAGCCACGUACGACUACCAUCAGAGGAAUCACUCAGGGGAACGACCAUUUGGUUGUGACAUAUGUGGGAAGAGGUUCAUCAUCCGUCAGGCUCUCAAGUCCCACGAACUGCAGCACUCAGGAGAGAAACCCCAUAAAUGUGAACAGUGUGGCAAGGCCUUCAGGAUCUACACAAACUACCUCAGACACUUGCGGAUCCACACAGGGGAGAAGCCGUAUGAGUGUGAAGUGUGCGGAGUGAGGUUCAGGCAGUUGGGACACGUUAAGUUUCACAUGCAGGUCCACACAGGAGAAAGACCAUAUUCUUGCAGCAGCUGUGGACUUGGAUUUUCAGAUUCAAGGCUGCUCAAGAGACACAACUGUACUGAGAAAUAUCAGAAAAUGUUAGGGAACACACUCCAAACAGCCAGGAACUUGGAGGCGCAGGUCGGCUCCAUUUUGGAGAUAAUGGUCAAUACAACUGUCACAGAAAUGACCAAAGUUACGGCUGAAAACACACACGGCUGCUCGGAGGAGAAGGUGAUCCAGUUCAGUGUUUUCAUGACGUCUCUGGCUCGAGAAACUGUGGAGAAGAUCUGCCAGCUCUUCCAUGAAUGUUCUGCUCUGCUGCGGUUAGAAGUGUCGCAGGGUGUGGCAGAGAUUGACGACCUGAGGAGGAGGCUGGAGAUGGCAGAGACGGAGCUGAAGCUGGUGUUGGGCGGCAGCAGAGGGCAGAAGGAAGCGGAGGAGCUUACAGAGGGAGGCAGUGGACAGAAGGAGGACAGGAGGCCUCCAACCAACGGAGCAGAGGAAGACUCAGUCCAGAUCAGCCACCGCUCAGGGAGGAAGAGUCGCAGAGUUGUGGCCAGUGGUGAUGCUGGGGUGAAAAGGUCACCUAUAAUCCAUCUGUGGAAAGGCAGAACUUAUGAGGACAGUGUGCAGCCAGUUAUAAUAAAGGAGGAGGGACUGGAAGUGUUCGCUGACCAGGUGUCCUCUGAGUCUGGUCAGUGCAGAGACGAAAUAGGCCACGACGAUGAUGACGACCCAGACUACCAGUUGGAGCCGGAAGAUCUAGAUGAUGGUGAAGCAGGAUACACCUCCAGACCUAAACGUGUAGUAAAGUCCAAGUCCACACGAGGCCGAGCAAAGAAAGAGGGUCAGAGCCAGAGCCAGCAGCCUCUGAGCUGCAGACACUGCAGGAAAACCUUCACCAAGCUGCUGCAGCUCAAAGCCCACCAGGCCGUCCAUGGGGCGAGCACUGAGAAGCCCUUCCACUGCUCCCAGUGUGGCCGAGGGUUUUCAUUCCAGCGCAGCCUCAACGCACACAUGCUACUUCAUACAGGUGAGAGGCCACACACCUGUGAUGUGUGUGGGAAGGGUUUCACCUUGAAGCAGCUUCUGCGGAACCACCAGCGCCUCCACGCUGAGGUCCGUCCAUUUCGCUGUGACCAGUGCGGGAAGAGCUUCUACCGAGCGCACGGCCUGAAGAUGCACCAGAUGGUCCACACCGGGGAGCGGGCCUUUAACUGCCAGUACUGUAACAAAAGCUUCACAAUACAAGGUAACCUGCAGCGCCACCUGCGCAUACACACCGGGGAGAAACCCUUCAGGUGCGAGACUUGUGGCAAAAGCUUCAACCAGGCCGACACUCUGAAAGGCCAUCAGCGGAUACACACAGGUGAGCGUCCCUUUAGCUGCGAGACCUGUGGCAAGUGUUUCAUCCAGAAGAGUGCCUUGAAGAUGCAUCAGAAGACCUCUCACUCAGGCGAGAACUCACUGGCCUGCGUGGCGUGCGGCACUACGGUGGCCUGUGUCGACUCGCUGCGCAAACACCUCCAGACACAUGCGGCAACUAUCCCGUGCACAUGCGUGCUCUGCGGCCGACGGCUCAGCUCCAUCACUGACCUGCGCUCGCACCAGCAGCACCACACAGUGGACAGACCUCACAGCUGCGGGCUCUGCGGGAAGAGCUUCAAGUCGUCCAGUUACCUGAAGAUUCACCUGAAGACACACAGCGGGGAGAGGCCGUUCUCCUGCGACAUCUGUGGUCGCAUGUUUACACAGCACAGCAGCCUCAAAUCACAUCAGGUGGUCCACACGGGAGAGAAACCGUUCAGCUGCGACACAUGCGGGAAGUGUUUCAGCAACACGGGCAACCUGAACAGACACCAGCGUAUCCACACCGGGGAGAAGCCAUUCAGCUGCGACACGUGCGGACGCAGCUUCAACCAGGGCAACAGCCUGAAGGCCCACCAGCAGAUACACACUGGGGAGAAACAGUUUAUGUGUGACAAGUGUGGGAAGAGUUUCUCCUACCUGAGGAACCUGAAGGACCACAAGUGUUUCUACGUCUGAAGCUAAACUAAAAGAUGUCUGCCCUGGUGGCAGAGCAGAUGGUCUAAGUUUCCUUGUGCCUGCUGAGAAAUACAGGGAUGGAUGGGGGAAAUAAAGCAAUGAGUGUGCAGUGAAAUAGUCAAAGGUUUAGGAACUUUAAGUGAGUAGCCUUUUGUCUUUUUAAAUUGAAGGAAUUUCCCUGGUACAGACUUUCAGUGAAUGAAACAGGUAAAACAGCUUGAACAGGAUACCAGAAAAACAUUUAAGACCAGAAGGAGUACUCAUAACGUGAUUGAAAUUUAGCAGUAUUUUACUGGCAGCUGUUAGAUUCUAACUGAUCUAUAAAAGACAAUGAAAGGGUGACUGGUUGAUUUUAUUGAAUUCAGUUUUUUUUUCAGUAUUUUAAACCAUCUUAUUUAAAUUGGAGGUCAGAUAGUAGUUUAAGCAUCGUGAAGAGUACUUUCCUGCCUUUUUUUCCAAACAUCGUUUCAGAUUAUAAAUAAUUUACUGAAAAUACAACUGUGAGUUUUUGGAAAUAACGUUGCCUUGUGUGCAUUAGAAGAACUGAUAUACUGAAACAGUUAUUUUGUAAAAAUGUUUCAUCAGUAACUUUCCUGUGGAGUGUGUAUUUGUUAUAUCUCAGCUGUGAGACUGAGUCAAAUGGAUAAACACUGAAAUUUAAA